UGGCGCAACAAGCGCUCCGACGGCCACCAUCAUGUCGUCUGUCACUGCGUGAGUGUGGAACGGCUGCCGUGCUCGCUUCUUCUCCUCGUCUACAAACGUGCGCCAUCGUCGCCUAGCCCAAUACAGGACCGCGUAACCUCUCCGCCUUCCAGCGAACUUCGAAGGAGCCCACUUUCCCAGCUACUGCCUCCCGACGCCGAAGUGGCCGAAGCCACCGACGGCAUCUUGCUUGUCCACGUAGAUCAAAACAGAAGGCGAGGCUAGCGGCAUCCGGGUGCAUUACCCCCAGAUUCAUACACCGUACUGCUGGAGUCGUGUCAUGGCACAGCCGGGCAACUAGGAGUGGCGUCGAGAUUCUGGUGACGGCAGAGCAUGGCCUACUUGGAGCUCAACGUGGAGCAAGUGAACAAGUCGGCCGAGCUACUCUCCUACAAUGACCACGACAUAGACUCCCUGUCCAACGUGGUCGACCCACGCCUUGACAUCUCCUCCACGUCUUCCAAGAAAUUUCUGGCCGAGUCGGAGCAAAGCCGCCGGGAGAGCUUGGCUAGCUUGGGCGAGGUGGUGCCACGGCCGCAAUACCUUCCGCCGUCGUUGCCGGAACCGAAAGAGGCGCCCGCACCACCGCCACCUGACGACGCAGUCUAUCCUGACAUCUCCGCUCUGGUUGCGGAGUACGUGGCCGCGGAGGACCCGGCGCUGUGCAGCCGGGUGGCGCAGACCAUCGAGGACCACUCCCGGGUGCACUCACCCCGCAAGGGAGCCCCGGUCAAGGCGGCGGCGACCGUGCCUAGGUCGCCGCUCAAGUGCAUGUCGCAAGCCGCUGACAUACUCUCCGUGCAGCAGUCCACCAUUGGUCUUCCCCUGAAGGUGGCGCCACCAAACGAAGCGGUGUACCAAGAGCUCGUCGAGUACCCCUCGGAAUCGGUGGUGGCGUCGGUGGACCAGAGGACCUCCUGGCUGCGCACCAUCCUCACCAGCUCCGCCGCAAACGCCAACCACGCACCACCCAGCGAGACGGCUGCAAAGGCAGGGCCUCGAAACGGCCCGGUGACAACAGGCAGGAAGGAGCUUCCGUCGGUGCACUACUGGAGGCGUCCUUCCGAGGACGUGGGCGGGGCCUGCCUCCCCCCGGACCUGGACAACCUGGACUCGGCGUCGGUCUGCUCGGAGACGGAGUCGAACCUGUCGUGGGCGAGCGAGGCGGACGAGGAGAUUCGGCUCAUCAAGAACAUGCUGGCGCCACGCCGCGGCGACCGUCCGGCGACCAUGCCAGAGAGGUUGCUGUCGAGUGAGGCCACGCAGACAGACCCUCUAUCCACUCGGGGCCUCCCGACAAAGAACGCGUGCGUGGAGACGGACGCGACAGAGCUGCCGACGCUGCUGAUGGAGAAGGCGCACCUGGAAGGGGAGCUGGAAACCCUGGAGGGCGAGCUGGGCCGCCUGGUGCAGACGCGCUCGGAGCUUAAGUCCCGGGCGGCCGAGGCCGAAGCCCGCUGCCGGCAGCUGGUGCGGGAGAAGGAGGCUUCGCUGGAGAGGGAGGCCGCCCUCUCCCAGGAGCUGCAAGGCCUGCGGGCAGAGGCCCUGCGCUAUGGGCGCGUGGUCGGAGACUACGGCAGCCUGGUGACCUCGCGGGAUGCGGAGGCUGGCUCCCUUCACGACCGGGCGGAGGCCCUGGCGGUAGAGAACAAGGAGCUCAGGACGGCCCUCGAGGAGCUCAAGGUGGAUCUGGAGUCCCGCUGCGGGGCGGUCGAGGGCCUCAAGAAGAAAAUCGCGGAGCUGCACGUGGAGAGCCAGUCCCACGUGCGUGCCCGCGCCCAGCUGGACUCUGAGAACGCCAGCCUCCGCAGCGAGCUGUCCGUCGUCGAGAAGGCCAAGGAGUGGUUCCGCGAACAGCUGCAUGAGAGCCAGCAGGGUCGCAACCUCCUGCACCGCGAGCGCGUCUCCGUCGAGGCCGCCAAGAUGGCUGCCGAGAGCGCCUGCGAAGGCCUCAAGGCCGAGAACGCGCGCCUCGCGCAGGAGCUCUCCGAAAGUCGGCAGCGCUCGCUGCGCGACAAGGAAGGGCUCAUGCGGCGCCUCGAAGACAUCGAGGCCGACUUGCUCGAGCGGGAGGCCGCCCUCUCGCGGGAAGCCUCUUCCGCGGCGUCCGGGCCGCGGAAGUCCGAGAGCAACGACCUUUCCGGGAAGCUGCGCCUCGCGGAGGCAGAGGAACGACUGCGGUCCGCAGAGUCUACGCUGGCGGCACGGGAGGUUGCGCUCGCCGCAUUGGAGAAGGACAGGACGUUGCUGGCGACGGACGUCCAGCGGCUGAGGCUGGCGCUGAGCGAGAGCGAGCUGGGGCGGCGUAACCAGGAGGAGCUGCUGAGGGAGGGGGCGCAGAAAGUAAGGAGGCUGCAGGGAGAGCUGUCUGCAGGACGGGAGGAGGCGGCGGAGCUGAGAACGCAGCGGACGGCGCUGGAGGUGGCGCUGGCGGCGGCCAACGAGGACAAGCGGGUGGUGGGGGAGGCGCUCGGGGCGCUCACGGAGAACCUGCACAAGCUAGAGGCCAACUUCAAGCUCAUGCGGACGGACCAGGUUGCCAAGGCUGCGCAGCUAUCGCAGCUGGAGCGGGAGAAGCAUUCCCUGGAGGAGCGCCUGUCUGAGGCCCAGCGGGAGCUGAGCCUGUCCUGUCAGCAGUUCGACUCCCAAGCAACUUCCCGGUCCCAGGCCUGGGGGGUGGAGGCCAACGACCUGCGCCGGCAGAAAGCGGACCUCGAGCGCGUCGUCCAGAUGCUCGAGGGGGAGCUCAAGCAGGCCUCCGCCCGGGCCAGGGAGGCUGCGGACGAACGAAGCCUCGUCGAGGAGAGACUGAAGCGUUCGGAGGAGCGCUGCGAGCGAGGGGAGGCGGAGACGGAGGCGCUGUCGCAGCAGAACGCCUUGCUCCAGAGCCGGCUGUCGGAGCUGGAACGGCGGCUCUCCGAGGAGAAGGCCCGGCAGAGCGCCCAGGAUUCUCGCAAGGAGGAGCAGGCCUCCUGGGAGACGCGGGUGCGCGAGCUCGAGCAGACGCUGGCCAACUGGGAGCUGUCGAGCAGGGAGCAGGAGCGCAUGUACAAGUCCAACAUCCGACUGCUGACGCGCAAGCUCAGGGAGAAGAUGAAGGAGCUGAAGCUGAUGCAGCUGCAGCAGUCGCAGCACCGCGUCGACGGAGCGGAGGAAGACGGCAACGAGCCAAGCACAGUGGCGGCGGAGACGCCCGCAUCCCCUGACGGCACAGCCGUCGCUGAGGAAGCCGUUGGGCGGGCUUCGGCCGAAGUCGCCUCGGUCGAACGGGGCGCGGAAAACGGAGACGCCCAAGAGGAGAGGCAGCACCUUCUUUUGCAGCUCGAAAAGGAGCAGGGAAAGCUGGCUGGAUCCUUGCGAGCGCAAGAGGAGCUCCGCAACUGUGUGGAGCAGUUGGAACGGCAGUUGGCGGAGCAGGUGGCGGCCUCCACGGAGCUGCAGUGUCGGCUGGAAGAGCUCCAGGAGCAGACAGCGCGGAGCGAGGCCCGCCACUCGUCCGAGUCCUCAGACGUCCGCCGCGAGUUGGCCAAGGAGCAGGCCCUGAGCAAAGACCUGCGCCAGAAGAUCUUCGAGGAGAAGCGUCUGAGCGGACAGCUGCGGCGCCAACUGUCGACGCUCAAGGAGGGCCUGACCUCGGCGAGCCAGUCCGCGGACGCCCGCCGCACGGAGUGCCAGGCCCUGCUGGAGCGCAACCAGGCCCUGGAGCAGGAACUGUCGGAGACUCAGGGGCGGCUGGAAGGGCUCCGCGGGGACCUGAAGGCGGCCCAGGGGGCCCGACAGGAGCUGGAGGCCCGUCUGAGGGGCUCCCAGGAGAGGGACCCUGCCCUCGAGCAGCAGAUGAAGCUCCUGAGUUGGAACGUGAAGGAGAAGUCCCAGGAGGUGGCUGCCCUGAAAGAGCACGCCCGUCUGGCCGAAGCCACCCACCAAACAGAGCUGGGGGGCCUGCGCAAGCAGCUGGAGGGUUCCCAGCACCAGUUGGCGGGCCUGUCGUCCGAGCUGAUGGCAGUCCGCAAGGACAAGUUUACCCUGCAGGCCAAGGUCCAGGAGCUUAAGAACGUCCUGCGCUCCAGGGUCGACCAGUGCAAGGAACUCCAGAAGCAGCUGAUGGAAGUGGCAGAAACGACAGAAUUUGUUCUGCCCAUUCCACCUGCGGAUUACGACGACUCCUACAUUGCAGACUUGCUGCAACAGUGCUCGGCACUUCCUACCAGCAGGCCACUGGGCACGCUCCAGGUAUGCCUGGACUCACUCAAACAGGAGCUCAGCACUCUGCACAGCCAGAUCAAGCAAAACGUGGAACUGCCCAAGACAGAACUCGUCAAUUGAAGCGCGCAUCCUUCAUCCUCGUAACCAAGACAUCCGGGUGGCCUAGCCGCAGUCUUCCACGCCAGAACAUGCCAAAGAAUUCAAACCGCCUUCGGAGUUGACACCGGUUUCCAACACAGCGAUGCCGGCGACAGGUCUGCGGGUUGUUUCCCCGAAGAUUAUUGUAUCCCCCUUUUUCUACGACAAGUGUUUGGUGAAAGGCGUGUAUAAACUCUGUCUCAGUGCAACUUGUGCGAACAGCGGUGUUGAAGCUUUGUCUCGGUGCUGAGCCCACUGGCACUGUUGUGGGGGCCAAAGAAAUGCCAUUGGGGGCGAGCGUUUUGUUGCCGUUGGAGCGUUGUCGUCCCUUUGCAAGGUGGGGUUGUUGAAGUAGUGUCGGAACUAGUGGGCUUUGUUCUUCAGAAACUGGGGUAGCCAAAACUAAAGGUCCUACUGCAGUCAAGUUGGAUGCUUUAUGCAGCAGGAGAUUCUUGACCAGGUCCUCCGUCGUAAAAGAGCCUUCCGAGUGGGGAAUUUGCUAAGGAAGUUAGUGAGAGACUGCAUCUUAGAGGACCACUACUGGAUUUGAGAAAAUGUCAGUUUUCUUGUACAGUAAAUUAGGAAAGGUUUGCAGGUCUGUGCAGACAUACAAAAAAGUGCACUUCUUUUUGCCGUACCGGUGUGCACUCUCAUCUCAAGCAGCACGCUUUACCAGCAGAAGCGAUAAAGCCAAAGCGAGUUGCACUGCCACUCUGCUUGAAACGGUGGUUGUGGUUUGAGUGUUACAUUGAAUGUAGGAGACAUGCCUGGGGAGGAUUUUUGGAAAAGUUAGUCUAAAAUCAUGCAAAUGGUGAGUUUGCUCAAGUCAGUUGUUUCACUGCGGUUGUUGAGGAAUGACUUGCAUACCUGAACCCCAGCUGCACCUGGCUUUGAAAGUAUGCUGGGGCCAAAGGAUACAUAUCAGUUAGCUUUCAGAUACAUAGAAAUGUUGGUUGUUUCCUUACUCGUUUCAAUCAGGUAUGCAAUGAGACAACGUUAGCGCGAACGCCCGACUGCCGAUUUCUCACAUUUUGCCUACUACUAAAAAAACGGUUGAUGUUUUGUCAUUCCUGUACACACGAUAGCCAAGCGUCAUAAAUAAUCUUUGCUUUUAGGUCAGCAUUAACUUACUAUCUUGGUCAAAUGCCUGAGAGCCCUAACCUUAUACUACUAUAUUUGUAUUUGGAGUGAUAAGUUGCAAACGGGAAGUUGUUUACUUUCUACCUGAUUGUUACUUCUGCAUAAAACUUUAGUCAGUGUUGGAUAAUUUUUUUCCUUUUUCGAAAAACAGAUAAUUAGGAUUUUAAGUUCCGCAUGAAUCGAAGUUUACUCUCGUGAAGGAAUCCAUUGAGGCUCCCUCACUAUGACACUUAUGGUAGUCUUUUUAGCCGUGCUAGGUGAAUGGAGUUCUUCUGACAUAUGACAUAUGGUACACCAGUGCUUCUAGGUAUAUAAAAUGGAAAGUGUCUCGUGCUGUAGUCAUAUUAUGCUGGCCCUUGAUUGUUUGCUAACAUUUCUUGAAAGCAGUUGAGUCACAUCACCGUUUUCAGGAGCAGUGUCUAUUACUUUUUGCAUCUCGAUUUUCCGGUGGUGUUUUACUGUGGGACGUUUCACUGGAGUAUCUAGUUCCUCGAUAAGGUAGUGGAGUUGCUAGGAAAGGGUGAGCAGGUAGACCGUAGACGGAGCUGUAGCAAUGCCUAGACAACACACUGUGUGGGCGUACAACGCCAUUGAACCCUGUGAUUUACGAAUGCCGCCGUGCAUAGAAGAGCGGCGUGCGAGGGAAGCUUUCGACUGCAAAGUGCCUUGGCUGGAACAUUUAGGUGAAUCCGUGUUGGGAUUUAUGUGCAAAGUGAGUGGCCAUAUUGAGAGGCAGGCCCACCGACUUCUACUUAUGUCUUCUGGACCUCAAGUGCCGUGCACUGUUGCCGAGAUGAAGCUGCGUUAUCUUUGCGUUACCAGCACCAAAGUGCGGCUUGUUACGCCGUGCAGUCGUGAUGCCAUCUGGGGACCAUUGGGGCAAGCCAUACGUUGCAGUGUGCAGUUAGUACAGUCAUGAGAUGUAUGAGAGGGAACAGCCAGUUGAUCUGAUCCAAACUGGGACUGGAACUCGGAAGUUUAGCUUCCAGCCUCUUCACUCUGAGAAAUUGAGAGAUCGUAGGGAUUGUGGACACUGCAGUCAUAGCAAAAGGGAAUUGGAGUGUUGUCAGUCGUAUUGUUCACUAUUGUAUAGACUGGUACUGGUAACAUGGCGACUUCAGUGGCUUCCUCCUGUCCCCUCUGAACCCUCCUCCCAGAGGACGAUGUAGAGAUUGGUGGGCAAACCUUUCCGUCUGCGUGCAUGGCCGUAUUGAAUCUCUGUGACUCUGUGUCGCGCUCUUACUGCGGUGGCCAAAUGGGUUUGCUUUUCAGAGUGCAAUAUUCGUCUCUUCCUGCAUAGAUGUUUAGGUGUGUCGUGCGGUUUCUUCGCUAGUUCUUUUGGGACCAUCUUGGAAGUUGGGUUUGAGCUUCUUGUGUCCUCUUGAUGAUUAAAACUUGUUUGUUUUUCUCGGUG
This is a messenger RNA of Ixodes scapularis (black-legged tick), 6937 nucleotides long. RefSeq names its product golgin subfamily A member 3. The record is from RefSeq and is a predicted model, not a curated record. The transcript is spliced from 18 exons. Lineage: Eukaryota; Metazoa; Arthropoda; Arachnida; Ixodida; Ixodidae. The coding region runs from base 373 to 4365 and encodes 1330 amino acids.